Molecule: messenger RNA, 669 nt
Organism: Raphanus sativus (radish)
Lineage: Eukaryota; Viridiplantae; Streptophyta; Magnoliopsida; Brassicales; Brassicaceae
Exons: 1
Coding region: 1-669 (222 amino acids)
Source: RefSeq, a predicted model, not a curated record
AUGUCGAUAAACUCAGAUUACAGUGUCCUAAAUCUCUCCGGAGACAAUUACAUUGAGUGGACCAUGAACACUUCAGGAAGAUUAAAGUUAAGAGGAGUUUGGAAGUGUACCAAGUUCAACAAUGAUACCACUGCAAGUGAGAGGUCUUAUGCCCUCAAGAUCAUGAAGAAUAAACUCUGUGAUGAUCUAAAAAUGAUGUACAGGUACAUCAAUGAUCCACAUUAUCUCUGGUAUACAUUGAACAACAGAUACUCAGAACUAUUUGUGCAUAAAGCAGAAAAGGAAUGGCGAGAAAUAAAGUUCCAGGAUUAUGAAUCAGUGGACGACUACGACUCUGACCUUAUGAGAAUCGCCUACACUCUCAACCUAUUUGGAGAGUCGACAACCAACAGGGAUAAGCUCACCAAGACUCGUGAGACUAUCCAUCCGAGUGAUGCGAUAUCCUUAUAUCACGCCAGUAAGUGUACUACUUACUUUGAUCUACUCGACAAACUGUUGGCAAUCGAGAAGAAGAAGAAAACAAAGGCAGAGAACAUCAAGCAAUUUGAUGAUAUCUUACACAUACAUAAACUGAGACAAGAGUUUGAUCUGAGUAUUCCUGAAGCUGGUGAAGAAGAACAAACCGAGUGGACUCAUGUAGAUAAUGAGCUUGAUCUAUUCAUUGAAUAA